UUUUGGGGAAAAAAACGACGCUAAGGGGGUUUGAAAACUCCCGAAAUAUAGCGACAAAAUCGCUAAGUUGGCAACACUGUUUUCAGGGUAUUUAAAAAAAUUCAAAACAAAACAAAACAAAACCGUGCAUCUCAAUGGGUAUUCUCUGAGCAUGCGCAGAAUUACGCACAGUUGUCAUGUGAUCCUAUGAGCGAACAAAGGAUCAAAGGCUCAAAGAGCGCUGACGUCAUAUUCGCAGCCACAAAAGUCUAUAAAUACCCCCUCUUCACCUUUGCAAACACAGUUUUCUUGGAACAUUUUCAGAAACGGCGAGUUGUGUUUAGCAAACCAGAAACUUUUCAGAAAGGGACUAUUUUUAAACUUAAACAAUUAAGCAAACAUUUUUUCUUGUGACACUUUGCAUUAAAACGUUUAAAGAAAUGUCACACGAAACAUUUAAUAAUUCACAGUCUGACGGAGAGAUUCGAGAGGAAUCACAAAGACUGUAUGGGUUGAUGGAGAGACAAAUACCUGACCCUAUGGAGCUUCAAAUGAAAGUUCAACAACUCCAGUUGGAGUUGAGCACCCUAAAGCUCAAAAAGAAUUAUUAUAAAGAUAAGUUCCAUCAGUCAAGAGAUGAGCUUAAACACAUGAAGGCUCAGGCUAAAAAAAAUCAGACACAGGUGGAAUCUCUGGAGGCUAAACUCCAGGAACAGGAAAAGAACGUUCAGACAAUGCACCAUGACUUUUUGGAAAAGGCGGAAUCUCUCAUUGAGCAGAACAGCAGCAUUGCUGCUCAGUUGUCUCAGAUUCAAUGUGAUAGACACGAGCUAAAGAAACAGAACACAGAUCUCAAUGACUCUUUAGAGAGACUUGAGCAGCAAGUGGGAGAAGCUCACCAUGAAAUAAUAAAAAAAGAAGAGCUUAUAGAAAAACAAUAUAGGGAAAUAUUUCGGAAGACAGAACUCACAGUUGAGCUGAAAAGAGAAAUUUGUACUCUUCAGCAUCAGGUGAGACAGACACUUGAUGAAAAGCAGUUGCAGGUCAAAUCUCUGGAGGCUAAAAUGCAGGAGCAGGUUAGCACAAUCCAGAGGAUGCACCGUGACUUUCAUGAAAAAGAGGAAUAUUUCCUUAAGGAGAACAGCAGCAUUGCUGCUGAGAUAGACAAAUUAAAAACAGCAAACACAAAUCUCAAGAAACGUUUGCAAAAUCUUGAGUAUCAAGAAAGAACAACAGAAAGUCUGACACUGCAAAUAUUUUGGCUGGAAGAAAAAGUCAAAAAGCAAAAUUUCAAGAUUGUUCAUAACAACGAUCUCAUAGAUGAACUUUAUGAACAUCUUAAAAUGAAAAGAGAAAUAAUUAAUAAUCUUAAGGAUGAGCUGAGAAGGGAGGAGGAAGAAGAAAUAUUAGCUGCUGUUUACAACAUCACUGGUGAACCUCUGCAGCUGGAGAAUUUUGCUCCUGAACCCGAGGAGCUUGUUUCUCCUGCCUCAGAACCAUCUCCUGAUGUGGUCCCGACACAGGACAAUCUUGCUCCUGAACCCGAGGAGCUUGAUUCUCCUGCCUCAGAACCAUCUCCUGAUGUGGUCCCGACACAGGACAAUCUUGCUCCUGAACCCGAAGAGCUUGAUUCUCCUGUCUCAGAACCAUCUCCUGACGUGGUUCCGACUAGUGGUUCAUGGCGUCAUGGUGCCAAACGCCUACUUAAAAUAGGUUUAGGCGUUGCCGCAGUAGGCCUUAUUAUACCUGCAGCUUACUGGGGCUUUUCAAAGCUUAACAGUGAUAGCCUAUUUAACUCUGUCUGUGGCCUCCUUGAGCCAUAUUCCUACCUUGAUGAUCGAUUAGUCCCUUUUUAAAGACUGAGCAACAUUUAGCUAACUUGUGCUCUCAUUUUUCUUUUCUUUUGCCUCUCACCCCCCAACCAGUCGCGACAGAUGGCUGCCCCUUCCUGAGCCUGGU
This is a messenger RNA of Haplochromis burtoni (Burton's mouthbrooder), 1938 nucleotides long. RefSeq names its product golgin subfamily A member 6-like protein 22. The transcript has a single exon. Bases 420 to 1835 code for a protein of 471 amino acids. NCBI's taxonomy places the organism in Eukaryota, Metazoa, Chordata, Actinopteri, Cichliformes, Cichlidae. The record is from RefSeq and is a predicted model, not a curated record.